This is a messenger RNA of Arabidopsis arenosa, 1272 nucleotides long. The record is from the annotation of a GenBank genome assembly. Lineage: Eukaryota; Viridiplantae; Streptophyta; Magnoliopsida; Brassicales; Brassicaceae.
CAUGAAACCGGAAGGUCCAAGUACUUGCCUCCACCAUCAAAUCGUUAAACCAUUUGCAACCAUCGAAGGUGGUCAUGUCACGUUUAAGCUUCUACUCUUCCUUCGUCCUACUACUGUUACAGCUCGGUGUCGCUCAAACCGAGUUUGCUAAUGAUGGGGGAAGGACAAAUAUCAGUCCAAGCAUGGUUAUACUCAUGAUCGUACUCGUUAGUGUUUUCUUCGGAAUAGGAUGUAUCUCUGUCUCCAUGAAGAGUUGUAUCGAGCGAGCUACAGGGUUGGGCGGCUAUAGUCGUCAGAGAAACUGGCGUAACGUGAGGCAAACGACGGCGCGUGGACUCGACGUGUCUGUUAUAGAAACGUUUCCAACGUUUCGUUACUCUACCGUGAAGACGUUGAGGAUCGGCAAAGAAGCUAUGGAGUGUCCCGUUUGUCUCAACGAGUUCGAGGACGAUGAAACGCUGCGUUUGAUUCCUCAGUGUUGUCAUGUGUUUCAUCCUGGUUGCAUUGAUGCUUGGCUUCGUUCUCAAACCACAUGUCCUCUUUGCCGUGCCAAUCUUGUUCCUGUACCGGGUGAAUCUGUUUCUUUGGAGAUACCUGGUUUAGCUGGAGAAACCGGUCAAAACUCUCUCGGAACGCCGAUUGAUGAUAACCGGAAAAGGGUUUUGGCUUCACCGGAUGAGCGGUUGAUUGACUCUGUGGCUUGGACUGGUAACCAAAGCAUGCCACGUAAGUCCAUGUCUACAGGUUGGAAACUAGCUGGAUUGAUCAGCCCGGCUAGUUCUCCCGGUCAACCAGAGGAGAAUCUCGACCGGUUUACGCUGAGGUUACCACAAGAGAUACACAAUCAGCUUGUGAACUCCAGCCUGGGAAACCAAGGGUCAAAAGGCCAUGUGGAGUUACCUCAAGCAAGGAGCUCGGUUAGAGGGUACAGAACCAAAAGCCUAGGGACUGAAAAGAACUAUUUCUACUCUGAACGGUUUGAUCAAGACGGUCGGUUAGACCGAAGACCAUUUUCUAUAACUCCUCCGUACCAUACCCGGUCGAUCCAGUCUCCGGAUGAGAUUAUCAACGGCAGCGGUAAUUAUCAGGAGCGUCCUGGUGCACCUAAAGGUUUGCUUCUAGCAAUAAGGUCACCGUUUGAUCGGUUAUUCACCAAGAAGAACAAUGUCGGUGAACGUUCGUACCUUCGAUCCGGCGAUGCCAGCCCUGCCUAGACGGAUUUAUACUAUUUGGUUUAUUAAGAUAUUUCAGAAAUAAAGAAAAUCUGUAUAU